GAUUUUCAAGAAGAGCUGGACCAAACCUUAUUCAAGCUUGCAAAAGCAUCGGGAAACUAUCCCGCCAAGUUAAUCAUUGAAGACUUACAAUUCAAUCAAGAAGACCUCAUCGGUUCUGGGGGGUUCGCAGACGUGUAUCGAGGAACACAUGGCAAUGAAGUAGUGGCUAUCAAGCAAGCACGUGUGGUAAAAUCGGAUCUCUCAGCAUGGUCCCGAAUCAUAAAGGAUUCUGCAAAAGAAAUAGUGCUCUGGUCGCGCUUAAGUCAUCCCAAUAUAUUGCCUUUACGUGGUAUCUUUCGUGGAGGAUCCCAUCAAGAAAGACGUGUUUUGGCGUUUGUUUCGCCUUAUAUGGAGAACGGGGAUCUCAGUCAUUAUCUUCGAAGCUCAGGAGAUGCCUGUUUGAAAAAGUCAUUGGUCCUUGACGUCAUUCAAGGGCUGGUGCAUCUUCACUCUCAGAGGCCACCUGUGAUACAUGCUGAUAUUAAGCCGGCGAAUAUAUUCAUCUCUGCAGAUGGAAGGGCUUGCAUUGGCGAUUAUGGGCUUUCUUAUAUCAAGAACAGUGCCCAAGCAAAUGGGGCCACGACGAAGCGCCAUGCACUUGGAAAGACGUUACAAUACUCGGCACCAGAGCUUUUCGAUGACGAACAUGUACCCAUGAGUCGAUCUCGAGAUAUCUAUGCUUUUGGCUGCGUAUUAUACGAGAUCUACUCAGGAAAGCCGCCGUAUGCUGGCCUGCGUGAAGGCCAAAUACUCAAGGCUAUUAUGUUUGAUAAACAGCUUCAAAAACCUAAUAUAAUCGACGAUAACUUGUGGAGAAUCAUCCAGGAUUGCCGAGCCUUCAAAGCGCUGGAUAGGCCAUCGGCUAAUGAUGUGCUCAGGAUGCUCCAGGAACCUUCUGUGUCUCAGAACGAGUUUCGCCCCACACUUCACCAAAUACCAGCU
Coniophora puteana RWD-64-598 SS2 is the source of this 942-nucleotide messenger RNA. Its product is annotated as kinase-like protein. Gene Ontology annotation, molecular function: protein serine/threonine kinase activity; ATP binding. Gene Ontology annotation, cellular component: cytoplasm. The transcript is spliced from 5 exons. The annotation marks the transcript as partial. The record is from RefSeq and is a predicted model, not a curated record. Gene Ontology annotation, biological process: protein phosphorylation. Lineage: Eukaryota; Fungi; Basidiomycota; Agaricomycetes; Boletales; Coniophoraceae.